GCAGUGCAAGCAAAUCAGCUGAACAACCCCAGGUAUUCACAACGAAGAUUGACUCGCCACGAGCUUCAUUUUUACUUUAUGGACCUCAAAUAUAAGUAAAUUUCGAAAGGCGACUCAUAAAGUACUUAUUAUAGUACUCUUGACGUCCUACGAAAUCCCUCCAUGGGUUUGUACGUAGCAAACAAUAUACGUACUACAGCAUACAGUGAAUUUAAUAGUUUGCAAAUACUGUGCAACCAUGCAGCUGUCCAGCCGCCAGCGAAGGGUCCACGCUAACUCCACGCUAGCCAUUAAAAUAGCGUCAAAGCUCUGCGAUACAAUGGCUACGUACCUCUGUACCCCGUUACACGUACAACUAAAGACCCUCUGAACAAAGCCGCGUCUUUGUAGCUGACAUUUACCAAACAUCCAUUUUACAACAACGCUCGAAAAUGGAUCGUAGUCUUGAUGAGAUCGUCGCUGAGUCUCAGCAUAAGAAGCGAGGCUCUAGACCUCGUCGAGGCGGAGGAGGAGGCGGCGGUGGUGGUGGUGGUAGUGGUGGACGACCUCGUGAGCGUGACACUUUUCCUCGCGACGGUGUAAGAAAGUCAACCCGAGAUGAUUCGAGAAACAUGGAUUCUGAAUGGGUUCACGACAAAUUCGACGAGCCUGGCUCUCGUAGCCGUCAGCGAAACCCACGACGUCGACCUUCUCCAGAACGAUUUCAAGAGACUCGUGGAGUUAAGGUCAAGGUAGACAACUUGCACUAUGAGCUUACGGAGGACGACCUCGACGGCUUGUUCAACAAGAUAGGUCCUGUUGUGAAGCUGGAGUUGCUGUACGACCGUGCUGGACGCUCAGAAGGCACAGCCUUCGUUACCUACGAGACCCGUGAAGAUGCGAUGGAGGCAAUCAAGCAGUACGAUGGCGCCAAUGCCAAAGGUCAGCCAAUCCGUCUAUCGACCGUGUCCUCGGCUCCUCGCCGCAACCCAUUCGACACCGCAUACAUGCCAGGUCGUCCGUUAGCCGAGCGCAUAACUCGCCCUCGUUCUCUGUCGCCUCGACGCAACUCGGAGAGGGACAGAGGUGUUGACCGCUACGUGCCUGGCCGUGUCAGUCGGUCGCGCAGCCCUCUGCCUCGUCGACGUGCUGGCGGAAGACGACCCGGAGCUCGACGUGAAGGAGGCACGAGCACACCCAACGGCCGAGAGCGAACUGGCCGGGACGGACGUCCCAAGAAGACGCAGGAGGAGCUCGAUGCCGAGAUGGCGGACUACUUCAACCCCAGUGGAAGCAAUGACGCACCCCCGGCGGCACAGACAAGCGGUGAUGCUCCGGUCGGCGAUGUGGAUAUGAUCGAGUAAAUCGGACCGGUGGAUGGUUAUUUAUUACAUGGUAAACACAUGAUUGCUUGUACGGAGUAUUAAGAUGGGUCAACAAGAGUGCUUUAAGUCCGAUUUUCAUAUAUUUGGUCUCAUGCUAGGCAAAUAAAAUCUUCCUGGCUCUCUAUCUGCUGUUCGACUAGCCCCUGAGUGCAGCUGCAGUCUCAUGAGCAGAUCACGAUCGUAGUUAACUUCGACUCCUUGUAUCUGAUCUUUCUAAUCCACCUUUGCUAUUUUGAAGCGGUAUCAUAUUAGGAGCUAUGCCAUCGUAGUUCUAGAUCUAGAUCUAU
Molecule: messenger RNA, 1651 nt
Organism: Annulohypoxylon truncatum
Lineage: Eukaryota; Fungi; Ascomycota; Sordariomycetes; Xylariales; Hypoxylaceae
Product: RNA-binding domain-containing protein
Exons: 8
Coding region: 432-1343 (303 amino acids)
Biological process (GO): mRNA export from nucleus
Cellular component (GO): nucleus
Molecular function (GO): mRNA binding
Source: RefSeq, a predicted model, not a curated record